This is a messenger RNA of Fragaria vesca subsp. vesca, 2248 nucleotides long. Its product is annotated as E3 ubiquitin protein ligase RIN2-like. NCBI's taxonomy places the organism in Eukaryota, Viridiplantae, Streptophyta, Magnoliopsida, Rosales, Rosaceae. Gene Ontology annotation, molecular function: ubiquitin protein ligase activity; ubiquitin binding. Bases 225 to 1994 code for a protein of 589 amino acids. Gene Ontology annotation, biological process: protein ubiquitination; positive regulation of plant-type hypersensitive response; ubiquitin-dependent protein catabolic process. Gene Ontology annotation, cellular component: ubiquitin ligase complex; plasma membrane; cytosol. The record is from RefSeq and is a predicted model, not a curated record. The transcript has 13 exons.
UUGCGACGCGCGUGGAAAUUGCAGAGCCUUCCCCCCACCGACGCUACAGCGUCAGCGUCGUCUCUCAGCUCAUCUCAGGCUAAUCGGGGUUUCGAUCAUUUGUGUGGAAAUUUUUGGAGUUUGGUGAGGUUUUGAAGCUGAAUUGAAGUCGUGUGGGAUCAUGAUAAUGAUAAUUCAGUGGUGAUGAGAAUUGAGGAGUUGGAGUUUAGUAAAGACACUGGAUUAUGUUACCGAUGGGGUUGCGGUAUAUAGCCAUAUCUGUGGUGUGUACAGCGUUGAGCUUUGCUGGUCUACAGUUUUGGACCGAGACGUCGCUGGUUAAACUAAAAUCGGAUGGACUCCUUGCGGAGAAUUUGAUUCCAGCGGCCAAUGUUGGCCAUGUUGUUGAUCUGCUUUUGGGAUCCUAUGCUACUGUUGCGCUGCUGGCAAAUUUUGUACUCAAUGCGUUUAUUCUACUUGUUCUAUCUCUCAAGACUAUAUUCUUCGGCGAGUUGUAUCCUUCUGAAACUCGAAAACUGUUCGAACGCCUUCUCAAUUAUAUAGUUUACAAGGGUACAUUUCUACCUCUGGUUAUUCCUCCAACGAUAUAUCAUACAGGCUUGUGGUCAGUCUGGUUGAUUGUACUUUGUUCUUUAAAGAUGUUUCAAGCUUUGGCUAGAGACCGGCUUGAACGCUUGAACGCAUCUCCCUCAGCUACACCAUUGACAUACUUUCGUGUGUAUUCAGUGUUGUUGUUUGUGUUCACCGUAGACAUUUUCUGGAUAAGGCUGUGUCUGAUGAUAUACAACACACUGGGUGUAUCUAUGUUUCUGUUGUUGUUAUUUGAGCCUUUCAGUAUUGGAUUUGAGACACUGCAGGCUAUUUUGGUCCAUGGAUUUCAAUUACUUGAUAUAUGGCUCCACCAUUCAGCAUGGAACGAUGCAAAUUGUGAAAGAUCAAAAUUAUUUGAUACAUCAGCAACUGGUUUGUUGUUGGAAUGGAAAGGGAGUCUUACUCGGAAUUUGGGUUUUGUCCUGGACAUGGCAACUUUGUUAAUGGCUCUUGGUCACUACGUGCAUAUUUGGUGGCUCCAUGGCAUGGCAUUCCAUUUUGUGGAUGCGAUCCUUUUUCUAAACAUACGUGCCUUGCUAAGUGCAAUUAUAAAACGCAUAAAAGGGUUCAUGAAACUGAGAAAAGCAUUGGGUGCUCUCCAUGCAGCCCUUCCAGAUGCAACAUCUGACGAGCUACGAGCUUAUGAUGAUGAAUGUGCGAUCUGCAGGGAACCUAUGGCCAAGGCUAAAAGACUACACUGCAGUCACCUAUUUCAUCUUCCAUGCUUGAGAUCUUGGUUGGAUCAGGGUUUAAAUGAGGUAUAUUCUUGUCCGACUUGUCGCAAGCCACUGUUUGUAGGCAGAACUGAAAAUGAAGCACAUCCCCGCAAUGAAGAAACUUCGAAUGAUGAGCAGCUUGCUCGUCAAAUAAGUUCAGGACUUGAUAGACAAAAUAGUUCUGGACAUACACUCCCUACAGGUGUUUUCCCCAAUCAAACUCAAAACCCUGCAGAAGGUCCUUGGAGGACUGCAGGACUCGAUCCAAAUUGGUUGAACACCUGGCCAAGCCAAGGAGUUGAUGGGGCAGGUCCUUCUACUGCUAUAGGAUCUGUCGGACUGGGGAGAGUACAGAUGAUGAUGAGGCAUCUUGCCUCUGUUGGAGAAACCUAUGCCCAGACAGCACUUGAAGAUGGUGCAUGGAGUAUCUGGCCUAUGAAUCCAUCUCAAGCCACCGCAACUGGUCAACCCAUUCCUCCUGCUGGCGAUGGAAGAUACCCAGUAGGAACACGCAAUUUACAUAUGAGGUCACCUUCACGCACUGUGAAUGACAACAUAGCAAACAUACUUGCUAUGGCCGAGACAGUACGGGAAGUUUUGCCUCAUAUGCCCGAUGACAUAAUUUUCCAGGAUUUGCAGCGGACAAAUUCUGUUACAGUUACUGUGAAUAAUCUUCUCCAAAUGUGACAAGGCGCUGUACUUAUCGUUUUUGUUGUAAUGUGUUCCGAGUACUCAAAGACUAGUUGAGGUCGCUCGCUCUGUGUAUAUAAAGGCUGCUCACCGAAUCACUUUUACCAAAGGAAGGAAAAAAGAGGCACAAGUAUAGUCUUUAUUUUUGUAAUCCCCCUGUGGAAAAAUAAAUUUGCUUUGUAUCAUUACAAUUUACAGAUGGAUAGGUUGUUAUUUUACCAUUUCGAUUUCGAUUUGGUUCCACCAGAUAA